AGCCGCGGGCUGUGCGCCGAGCCGCGGCGGGCGGGAGUCGGGCGGGGGCGCGAGGCGAGCGCAGCUGCAGCCUAGGCGGCGGAGCGCGCGGAGCGGGCGGAGCGAGCGCCCAGGACCGAGCGCGGGCGGAGCGGGGCUGGAGCAAGCGCGCAGCGGCGGCCGCCCCGGGGGAUGCGGCUGCUUCCCUGGGCUAGCGUGUAGGGAGGGCGGGUCCCCGGCCUCGGCGGCGCGGCAGUGGAGGGGACUGAGACUGCGGCCAUGGCGACCCCCGGCAACCUGGGGUCCUCCGUCCUGGCGAGCAAGACUAAGACGAAGAAGAAGCACUUUGUGGCUCAGAAAGUGAAGCUGUUCCGGGCAAGCGACCCGCUGCUCAGCGUGCUCAUGUGGGGGGUCAACCACUCGAUCAAUGAACUGAGCCAUGUUCAAAUCCCUGUCAUGUUGAUGCCGGAUGACUUCAAAGCCUACUCAAAGAUAAAGGUGGACAACCACCUUUUUAACAAGGAAAACAUGCCGAGCCAUUUCAAGUUUAAGGAAUACUGCCCGAUGGUCUUCCGGAAUCUUCGGGAGAGGUUUGGAAUCGACGACCAAGAUUUCCAGAAUUCCUUGACCAGAAGUGCACCCCUUCCCAAUGACUCCCAGGCUCGCAGCGGGGCUCGGUUUCACACGUCCUAUGAUAAAAGAUACGUCAUCAAGACCAUUACCAGCGAGGACGUGGCAGAGAUGCACAACAUCCUCAAGAAGUACCACCAGUAUAUAGUGGAAUGUCAUGGGGUCACCCUUCUUCCUCAGUUCUUGGGAAUGUACCGGCUUAAUGUCGACGGAGUGGAAAUAUACGUGAUUGUUACAAGGAAUGUGUUCAGCCACCGUCUGUCUGUAUAUAGGAAAUACGACUUAAAGGGCUCGACAGUGGCUAGAGAAGCUAGUGACAAAGAAAAGGCCAAAGAGCUGCCAACUUUAAAGGAUAAUGACUUCAUCAAUGAGGGCCAAAAGAUCUAUAUUGAUGACAACAACAAAAAGAUAUUCCUGGAGAAACUGAAAAAGGAUGUCGAGUUCCUUGCACAGCUAAAGCUCAUGGACUAUAGCCUCCUGGUGGGGAUUCACGAUGUGGAACGGGCAGAGCAGGAGGAAGUGGAGUGUGAGGAGAACGACGGGGAAGAGGAGGGAGAGAGUGACGGCACCCACCCGAUCGGGACUCCACCUGACAGUCCCGGAAAUACACUCAACAGCUCACCACCUUUGGCUCCUGGAGAGUUUGAUCCGAACAUUGAUGUUUAUGCAAUUAAAUGCCAUGAAAAUGCACCUAGAAAAGAGGUGUACUUCAUGGCGGUUAUUGACAUUCUUACUCAUUACGAUGCAAAAAAGAAAGCUGCCCACGCUGCGAAAACUGUUAAACAUGGCGCUGGAGCGGAGAUCUCAACCGUGAACCCAGAGCAGUAUUCAAAGCGCUUUUUGGACUUUAUUGGGCACAUCUUGACGUAACCUCCUGCAUCGCCCCGGAUGGGCAUGACCUCGGGAAGGCUGGUGGCAGCUUCAGUGUAGGAAGGAAAGGAAACCUGAACUCCUCGAAGCACUCACCUUGCAGGAAGCAAACCUUGUUUACAUCUUCAAGCCGAGAUGACUGAAGUUGGGGCCUACUCGCUUUAACAGCUACCUGGUAUUUCCCAGCAUCGCUCUUCCUGACUCUGUACGGGUGCGCACAUGCGUGUGCACGCGCGCACAUUUUAAAGUAAUUAAUUAUUAAUUAAUUAAAACAGAUCAGCUUGAAUCAGAGCUUGUAACAACGAGACCUGCCUGAGUCCAGCUGUGGCCACAUGAACAGAUGAAAGAGACAAGGCCGUGGGGGAGGGGAACGAAAGUGCACCUCACUGCAGCACCACAAGAGAAACUGUAGAUCAGUUUGUUUUCUGACUUGAAAGAUGUGAGAUUGUUCAUCACGAUGGUGAUGGUGGUGGUGGUGGUGGUGGUGGUGGUGGUGGUGGUGGUGGUGGUGGUGGUGGUGGUGAUGAUGAUGAUGAUGAUGGUGAUGAUGAUUAAAAGAAAGAUUAAAAAUUUAUAUCAAAUGUUUGGCCCACAGAAAGACUACUCCUGAAUAGUUGUUACCUAAGCCCACAGCCCUAGGUAAAGGAAUGCUAGCAUCUCCCUGUGCACUGGUUCAGGGUUCCCUCCUAACAGUGUCACUGUCCCCAACUGUCCCAGGCUGAGCCCUUCAUCUUCCAAGAGUCUGAUGCCAAGAACCUGUCUACAAUUUCACCUCCAGGAAAACCGCUUGCUUCGCUCUUCUCACCUGGAGCCUGUCAUGGUUAACACCCUCGUGUUGAGCUGCAGAAAUUCAUUCUGCAAAACAGAUGUAGAACUUCCCUGAAAGGUGCAUAGUUUGGGGCAAUCGCAGCUACACCUCCCGCUGCAGGAAGAUGAGCAAGGAGUUAAACCCCUCCUGUGGCCGAAGGCAAAUCCCAGUUAUAUGAAGUUUAUGAUUAACCCUUGUUUAGGAAUGAAAUUUUGUUAUGAAUUAUCCCUUUAACUGAAACCCUCAGUUUUACUGUUUACAUGGUUAGAGAAACAGGGAUAUUUUUGAAUCUAAAAAUUUAAUAUACAGCAUGUGAUUUUUGAAGUUUACAUGUAAAGCCAUUUUGCAGCGUAGGGGACAUAAUGUUUGUUGUGUUUUGAGGUUUGUCUUGCAGUUGUGUUUCUGAGUGAGUGUUUUGUUCAAAGUAGACAGUCUAUCACAUAAAAGCAAGAGGAUUUUGUUCCUCAAGAUGUGUAUUUAUCAACCUAAUGAUUUUUUUUCUAUAAAGAAAUUAAACCCAAAAUCUGGUUAUGUAAGUUCAUUGCCCUAAACUGUGCUGAUUGUGUAUAACUGAGACUUAAAAACAAAGCAAACAAACAAAACAAACCCAACCUUCCAGCAUCAACCGUGUAUCUACCAAAAUCCCUGCGUUCCUAAAAGGCCUCAAGUUACAGAAUCCUAGAGUUGCUUAGCUACAUUACCAACUUACAGGCUGUGCUGCAGCUGUGCCUUUUAAAAGCCCCUGUCUCAAAUGUGAGAUGGUUUCUGUAGGCUGUGUUAGAAAGGAAAAAAGAACCCACCCUUAAACAAUUACAAGUCAACAAGUCCCCUGCCAGGCUGCCUUCCCAGUCACUUUUCCUUUUGGCCUCUCCAGGUACAGCUGUGCCCUACAUGUGUGGGCUGCCUUCACAGCAUCUGGAAGCCAGCGUCAACACCAUCUGACUCCUGUGUACUGACCUGCCACAGACUCAUUAGCUUACCAUGUUAACUCCACUGUAACAUAGUUGUACAAAUCUGUAUUUGAUGCAUUUAAAAUAAUCAAUGCUGUAUGAUUCGAUUUCCGGGCACUGUUAAUUGUAGUGUCUGAUCCGUUUUGAGUGUUCUGAAGCUUUACUGUUAACCUUUGAUCCCCAGACUUACAAACCCAAGACCCUAAAGUAAAAAAGAAAAAAAAAUGAAGGUACGCAUACGUGAUCUGAGUAACCAUUUCCUCCGUGGCCAAUCUGUAUGCUUUUAGAAGUUUACAAAAAAUGCUUUGGUUUUUGUCUGUAACCAUCUCUGUCAUCCAAAUAAGCUGUUUGGACGAGAGCGACAGCAGUGCUAACAGCGUUCUCCAGUCGUUGAGCCAGGCUUUAUGAAUAAAGCACUUUGAUGACUC
Arvicanthis niloticus (Nile rat) is the source of this 3665-nucleotide messenger RNA. It is a transcript of the gene Pip4k2a, whose product is annotated as phosphatidylinositol-5-phosphate 4-kinase type 2 alpha. The record is from RefSeq and is a predicted model, not a curated record. Gene Ontology annotation, cellular component: plasma membrane. Gene Ontology annotation, biological process: phosphatidylinositol phosphate biosynthetic process. Lineage: Eukaryota; Metazoa; Chordata; Mammalia; Rodentia; Muridae. Gene Ontology annotation, molecular function: 1-phosphatidylinositol-4-phosphate 5-kinase activity; 1-phosphatidylinositol-5-phosphate 4-kinase activity.